UCCUCUCCACUCAAAAUGUCCGAUAUAUCCCCAGAUCCCAUCGUCAUCCAGCUCCCCGACGAGCAUCCCCGGCUACCGCUCGACAUAGCCGAGAACAUCCUCUGCCGCCUCCCGGUGAAGACCCUCAAGCGCUUCCGUGCCGUGGAGAAAUCGUGGCGUGCGCUGAUCGACAGCGAGAGCUUCGCCAAGGCGCACUUUCUCAGCUCUCUGGCUUCCAAUUCCAACCGGAACAUCAUUAGCUGCAUAUUCGGCUUCCAUGCGAUGAACCUGGAGUCUCUCAGCACCCCGACAGACAUGGAGCCACCGUUCGAGUACAACAACAAGGACGUCGACUCAAUGUCGAGAUCCGUCAACGGUCUCGUCGUGGUGACGAGAGAGACCGAGCCUCCGAUUUUGUGGAACGUCUUCGCUAGAGAGCACAAGGUUCUCCCCAGAUGCCCUGUUAAAUUGGCUCCCAGAUUGGCCAAUUCCUGCGAGAACAUGUACGGCUUCGCGUACGACGAGGAGAAUGACGACUAUAAGGUCGUCAAAGUUAUGUGGCACAAAAAACGGCCCUUAUCCGAGGAGUGGAUGUACAGCCUGAAAUCGGAUUCAUGGAGGAAAACCAAGGCCAUGAAAUACCAGAUGGGACACUGGCCCGUCCCCUUCAGAGGUGCCCUGCAUGCAAUUGCUGGCAACGAUGACGUGAAGCUGAUGGGUUUCAACAUCGUCACGGAGACGAAUUUCGAGCUACCGUUGCCCAAGUUCGAUUACGAUAUUGAGCGUCCUCAUUUGACGCUCGAGCUAUUCAACGGGACCAUGCUAGCUCUGGCAAUUGUGUAUCCGUCAAAAGUUGUAAUCUGGGUGAUGAGGGAGUAUGGGGUGGCGGAGUCGUGGCAGGUGAUAUUCUCCAUGCCCAACACGCAGGGGCCCAUGUGGCCUCUUGCUCUCUCUAAGGACGGCGAGAAAAUUCUAUUCAACUACCGUGGGACACAGUUUGCCUAUUUUGGGUUGAGGGAGCAUAGCGUGCAGGACAUUGCCUUGCCAUAUAUUGUGUGGCCGAGACUUAUAGUGGAGACGCUGAUUUCGCCGCAUUUUUGGGACAAGAGGAAAGCUUUGGAAGAAAGCUCGAUGAAGGAGCAGAAGAAGAAUGUGGGAAAGGGGAGCAAGGGCAAGAAGAAGAAGGAGAGCAAGACGAAGGGGAGCAAGGAUGACCAGGACCUCUCAGCUCAAUUGAACUUGGUUCUUUGAAAUCCAUGAGGGAUGACUUUCCGACAACUGGACUCAAGUUUCUGUGAGUUGGUUCUUGGAAAAGUUGGUUGUUAUUUGCUACUCAGAUGAAAACGAAAAACAAAAAAUGCUGUUUGGAUGAAAAUUAUGUUUUGUGGUGUACCCUUGUAAAGGGCUUCCAGUAUUAACUAGUAUGUAGUGGAAUGAACAUGCUUCUGUGAAUGCAAUGGUUUUUAGUAUUGUUUAGUCAAUGGCUUGUGAGUUGUGAGUACAUUGGGCUUUUGUUAAACUACUGUUAGUUCACAUCAAUGCACCAUGUACCAAUUCUUGUUUACUUGGAACAGUACACUCGAAUACCAUCCCUCAGAAAAUACUAAAGCUAGAAUGGUAUAAAUGUAGUAAAUAUACGAGAAUUAUUGCCUUAU
This is a messenger RNA of Striga asiatica, 1634 nucleotides long. Lineage: Eukaryota; Viridiplantae; Streptophyta; Magnoliopsida; Lamiales; Orobanchaceae. The record is from the annotation of a GenBank genome assembly.